Messenger RNA from Heteronotia binoei (common prickly gecko), 618 nucleotides. RefSeq lists its product as uncharacterized. The record is from RefSeq and is a predicted model, not a curated record. The transcript has 3 exons. NCBI's taxonomy places the organism in Eukaryota, Metazoa, Chordata, Lepidosauria, Squamata, Gekkonidae. Bases 1 to 618 code for a protein of 205 amino acids.
AUGGAUGGCGGGAGGGAGGAAACGGCGCCAAUUUUGGUGCCCGCUGCUGCCGCAGCAACAGCAGCGCCGCCGGCCCAGGAGCAGGCGCAACUGCCGCCCGCCGCCUCAGCAACACCAGCGCCGCCUGCCCAGGCGGAACUGCCGCCCGCCGCCGCCCCAACACCAGCGCCGCCUGCCCAGGCGGAACUGCCGCCCGCCGCCGCCCCAACACCAGCGCCACCUGCCCAGGCGCAACUGCCGCCCGCCGCCGCCCCAACACCAGCGCCGCCUGCCCAGGCGGAACUGCCGCCCGCCGCCGCCCCAACACCAGCGCCGCCUGCCCAGGCGGAACUGCCGCCCGCCGCCGCCCCAACACCAGCGCCGCCUGCCCAGGCGGAACUGCCGCCCGCCGCCGCCCCAACACCAGCGCCGCCUGCCCAGGCGGAACUGCCGCCCGCCGCCGCCCCAACACCAGCGCCGCCUGCCCAGGCGGAACUGCCGCCCGCCGCCGCCCCAACACCAGCGCCGCCUGCCCAGGCGGAACUGCCGCCCGCCGCCGCCCCAACACCAGCGCCGCCUGCCCAGGAAGUGGCAUCAUCAUGCAAGCAACUUCUGGAUGAUGCUCUGGCAUUUAGGUAG